CAUGGCACUGAAGCUGCUGCCACUUUGAAAUGAGCUUUGGAGGAAAGCAGUUGGGAUUAGUCCAUGAUCCUAUCAGGGAAGGCACAGUCCCUAAAAGUAUGUAUAUUAGUUAGAACUAGUACUCUGAGUCCUGAGUAAAAGGCCCAUGCAGGAGAAUGGGGGAAAGGGGAGGGCAGAAAUUCUUACUAUAAUUAGCUUCGGGAAUAAUACAGCUGGGGGAGGGAAGGGAGUACAGCCAGCAACUAUUUUGAGCACAGCUCCGAUUGACAGGACAUGUGUGCUGGACUGUACUGAUCCCAGGGCCAAGUUGCCUGCCUGUGGUGUGUGGUGUGGGGGGGAAGGCCUGGGGCAGCAGGAGCAGGACUGCCAUACAGACAGGCCGGACGGGGUACCAGCGCCUCAACUCUCUCCCUGAGACACUGUCCAAACUCCGAGGGCCAUAGGCCAAGCUGAGCGAUGGGUGCUGAGGAGAAGGUGCUGGUCACAUUGUCAGGGGGAGCCCCCUGGGGCUUCCGACUUCAGGGGGGGGCCGAGCAGAGGAAACCUUUACAGGUGUCCAAGAUCCGAAGACGGAGCCAGGCUGGCAGAGCAGGACUCCGAGAGAGGGACCAGCUUUUGGCCAUCAAUGGGGUCUCCUGCACCAGCCUCUCUCAUGCCAGUGCCAUGAGCCUCAUUGAUGCCUCAGGGAAUCAGCUGGUCCUCACGGUGCAGCGGGUAGAGGAUGAGGGGCCUGUGCGGUCUCCAUCCCCUGGUGAGCGUCAGGCGUUGUCACCCUUAUCGCCACUGAGUCCUGAGCCCCCUGGCGCUCCAGUUCCCCAGCCUCUUCAGCCUGGGAGCCUCCUCUCACCCCCUGACAGUGAGGCUUACUACGGAGAGACAGACAGUGAUGCCGAUGGCCCUGCCACCCAGGAGAAGCCCCGCCGACCCCGCCGCAGAGGCCCCACGAGGCCCUCCCCUCCGGGAGCCCUACCUGAUGAGGUCUACCUAUCUGACAGCCCUGCAGAGCCAGCACCUGCUGCCGCUGGUCCUUCCAGUCAGGGUGACAGCCGUGUGAGCUCCCCAUCUUGGGAGGAUGGCACAACCCUUCAGCCACCCCCAGCCGAGACCCUGCUGUUGCCCCAUGGCCCCCUCCGGCCUGGCCCUCAUCUCAUCCCUAUGGUGGGGCCUGUUCCCCAUCCGGUGGCAGAAGACCUCACUACCACCUACACCCAGAAGGCCAAGCAAGCCAAACUGCAACGGGCAGAGAGCCUCCAAGAGAAGAGUGUGAAAGAGGCCAAGACCAAAUGCCGGACAAUUGCAUCCCUACUAACUGCAGCCCCCAAUCCCCACUCCAAGGGGGUGCUUAUGUUUAAGAAACGACGGCAGAGAGCCAAGAAGUACACCCUAGUGAGCUUCGGGUCUGCGGCUGGGACAGGCGCUGAGGAAGAAGACGGCGUUCCUCCAACCAGCGAGUCCGAGCUGGACGAGGAGGCCUUCUCCGACGCCCGUAGCCUCACCAACCAGUGCGACUGGGACAGCCCCUAUCUGGACAUGGAGCUGGCCAGGCCAGGCUCAGCUGCAGCAGAGCGCCAGGGUGGGCAGCUGAGUGAGGCCUCCGGCAGAGGGGCCCAGCUCUUUGAAAAGCAGCGCCAGCGCGCAGCCUCCAGCACCCAGGAGCUGGCCCGCGAUGGUCCAGCAGCCAUGCUCAAUGGGCAGGGCCUGCAGUCACCACCUCGGGCCCAGAGUGCUCCUCCAGAGGCGGCUAUGCUCCCAUCCAGCCCUUCGCCAGCCCCUGUAGCCAGCCCCAGACCCUUCCUCCCAGGCGGUGGAGCCCCAACCCCAGCUCCAAACAUCUUUAACCGGUCAGCCAGGCCCUUUACCCCAGGCUUACAAGGGCAGCGGCCAGGUACCACUUCGGUUAUUUUCCGGCCCCUAGCUCCCAAGAGGGCGAUCGAAAGCCUGGGAGGCCUCAGCCCCGCCCCACCGCCCUUCCUGUCCCCUCCACAGGGGCCCACCACUCUGCCCAGCCACGUGCCAGCCUCCGGUUCCCCCAGCACUCCACGUUCCUCGGGCCCCGUGACAGCCACAAGUUCCCUGUACAUCCCAGCCCCCCAUCGUCCUGUAACGCCAGGAGGAACCCCAGAGCCUCCCGCUCCCCCUAGCGCCGCUGCCAUGACCUCCACCGCUUCUAUCUUCCUCUCGGCUCCUCUGCGACCCUCUGCGCGCCCAGAGGCUCCCGCCCCAGGCCCCGGGGCACCUGAGCCCCCCAGCGCUCGGGAGCAGCGCAUCUCCGUGCCAGCUGCUCGCACUGGCAUCCUCCAGGAGGCCCGGCGACGGGGAACCCGGAAGCAGAUGUUCCGGCCAGGAAAGGAGGAGACGAAGAACUCGCCCAACCCCGAGCUGCUAUCAUUGGUGCAGAACCUGGAUGAAAAACCCCGGGCUGGGGGAGCGGAAUCUGGUCCUGAGGAGGAUGCUCUGAGCCUCGGGGCUGAAGCCUGCAAUUUCAUGCAGCCACCAGGGGGCAGGAGUUACAAGACUCCGUCUCACGUGACACCUAAGACCCCGCCUCCAAUGGCUCCCAAGACCCCGCCCCCAAUGACUCCUAAGACUCCACCCCCAGUGGCUCCUAAGCCCCCACCUCGAGGGUUCCUUGAUGGGCUAGUGAAUGGGGCAGCCCCUUCGGCUGGAAUCCCUGAGCCAGCAAGGCUUCAGGGCAGGGGUGGGGAGCUGUUUGCCAAGCGGCAGAGCCGAGCAGACAGGUAUGUGGUGGAAGCUACACCUAGUCCUGGCCUUGGCCUUGGCCCUCGGCCCAGAAGCCCUUCCCCUACACCCUCACUGCCCCCCUCCUGGAAGUAUUCACCCAACAUCCGUGCCCCACCUCCUAUUGCUUACAACCCACUGCUCUCACCCUUUUUCCCCCAGGCUGCUCGAACUCUCCCUAAUAAGGCCCAAUCCCAAGGUCCUCGGGCAACCCCCAAGCAGGGUAUCAAGGCUUUGGAUUUCAUGCGGCACCAGCCCUACCAACUUAAAACUGCCAUGUUCUGUUUCGAUGAGGUUCCCCAGACUCCUGGCCCCACCUCCUUAGGGCCCCCCAAAACUGCCCGAGUCCAGGAGAUCCGCCGAUUUUCCACUCCAGCACCCCAGCCCACUGCAGAACCCCUGGCCCCCACUGUGCUUGCCCCCCGAGCAGCCACUACAUUGGAUGAGCCCAUCUGGAGGGCAGAGCUGGCCUCAACCCCCGUCCUUAGCCCAGCCCCUCCUCCAGAGUCUCCCAGGGGUCUUGAGACUUCCCCCAGCUCCUGUGGCUUCCAGGUAGCCAGGCCCCGGUUCUCAGCCACCAGAACUGGAUUGCAGGCUCAUGUGUGGAGGCCAGGGGCAAGCCACCACUGAACAGGGCACAGCUCCCAGGACCAAGGAGAGGUGGAACGUCCAGUUCCUAAAGUUGCUUCUCCUACCCUCCCAUGUCCUCUCUCAGGCAUCUGGAGGCUAAAUUCCCUCCUGCCAGAGAUAGUUUUGGAGUUGGUGUCCCAUCCUCCUGGCUCCCCACUUCCCUGCUGCUUUGCAACCUACUAUCUCUGCUUUGUUAUCUGUGCUUCUCUUUGUCUCUGUAGUUCCUCGUGUGGAUCUCUAUAUCCCAGUCUCCACCCACACCCCUCCACUGAUUUCUCUACAUUUGUGCUUUUCUGUGAGCCUUGUUUUAACGUUCAAUGAGAAGCACACAGAGAAGUUACUAGUGAGACCUCAGGCAAGCAGCUCACCAUCAGGCAGGUUUCAAAGGGACUGAAUUGAUCUCUGUUUGCACUAAAUUGCUUGCUACUCCUCACUCUCAUUUCCCAAGCUUGGCUGGCAUAUAUCUAGACAUGUAUGUGUGCAAGUGUGUAUGUGCGAGUGUGUGUGGGCACAGAUGUGUUCUUAUGUCUGAGGCAAGAGUAAGAGGAGUGGUCUAAAUAAAGACCCAGUCUGAGUCUUUGUACUAAUUAAAGAAGGGUCAGAUAGCCUCUCAUGGAUAGUCUAGCGGGAAGAAAGAGAUUGAUUGGAAUUAAAGACCAGUGCCUGUAGCAGGGGUACAGCAUCUUGUGAAACUCACAGAUUAUGAGAAGACCUGAAGGGCUGGGGCAGUUUGUAAGGGCUGAGUUAUACCAGCUAGACCACGAACAGAACUAAGAAUUCUGUUCAUCAGGGGGCUCCUGGCUGGCUCAGUCGGAGGAGCAUGCAACUCUUGAUCUCAGGGUCCUGAGUUAGAGCCCCACACUGGGGGUAGAGAUUACUUAAGCAAGCAAACAAACAAAUAGUUCUAUUUGUCAGGAUUUCAGAAAGUUAGCAACUUAAGAGCCCCAUGCUGAGCUACAAGCAUCCAGAAAGUGAAAAAGAAAGCCAGAAAAUUUCCUCUGAGAAGGAAAAAAUCAUUGGCUUCAUUUCCUGUACCUGAGACAGAAAGGAGGGUGAAAAGAGCCAUGGUGUGGAAAGUGAGGCAGAAACCAGGAGCAGAGUGGAACAAAUGAAAUUGAGCCACAGGGAGGAGCAUGGGGAGGGAGAGCACAGUGUUGGCAGACAGGAGAGUUGGGUUUCAAGAAACUCACUGUGGGAUUAGGGAAAAAUUUGAGAGGGAAGAAUGCAUUUGUUAGAGUGAGGCCGGAUGAUGGUGGGAGGAUGUGAGAGAGUGGGCUGAGUGUUGAAAGAAUAGGUAAUGUCUGUUCUACCUCCUUUGAGUCUGUCCUUCUACCUUCUGCAGCUUGUCAUAAUGACCUGGAAAAGGGCAAGGAAAUACCCAGAGCCAAUACCUCUUUUCAGUCUGACCCCAUCCCUUGAACCCUAGCUCUUGUUCCUUUCCAGCUUCAGAUCCUGCUCUCUGAUCCUAGAUGGGUAUGGACUCCCCUCUCACCAUGACCACCACCAGUCAGCCACGUUUGCUGCUUAAUCUGGAUUGAUUGUUGCCUUUGGAUAUUGAGUGAGAGUCACAGUACUUUGGUUUGUGCACAAGAAUAAACUUAUGCUCCAAAUCUUCUGUUGCCAUGAUCUCUUCUAGCUUUAUACCCAACUCCUAAUUCUCCUCCAUCUUCUCUAACCCAUUCCUCUGAUCUGACUCCUGAUUUCUUUAUCCAUUCCUGCCCUAUUUUUCACCCUUUGCUCUU
Ailuropoda melanoleuca (giant panda) is the source of this 5111-nucleotide messenger RNA. RefSeq names its product synaptopodin 2 like (gene SYNPO2L). Bases 457 to 3369 code for a protein of 970 amino acids. Gene Ontology annotation, biological process: positive regulation of actin filament bundle assembly. Lineage: Eukaryota; Metazoa; Chordata; Mammalia; Carnivora; Ursidae. Gene Ontology annotation, molecular function: actin binding. The transcript has 4 exons. Gene Ontology annotation, cellular component: Z disc; actin cytoskeleton; nucleus. The record is from RefSeq and is a predicted model, not a curated record.